Trichomonas vaginalis G3 is the source of this 1023-nucleotide messenger RNA. RefSeq lists its product as uncharacterized. NCBI's taxonomy places the organism in Eukaryota, Parabasalia, Trichomonadida, Trichomonadidae. The record is from RefSeq and is a predicted model, not a curated record. The transcript has a single exon. The coding region runs from base 1 to 1023 and encodes 340 amino acids.
AUGAAGCAAUUUUCGCAUUCUCAGCCAUUAUUUCCUCCAGAACUCGACCUCAGCUAUUCCUUUUAUCAUGUACAACAUAAUUUUGAGAAUGACUUUCCACGAAGAAAUGUUUCAAAUGUAAUUCUUGCCGAACUUUACAAGUAUUUUGAUACACAUAGAAGAAUAGAUUUCAAGCUUACAGACAUUCAAAUUGAUGCAAUUAUUUCGAAUCUUACUAAUGAAUCAUUCGAUUUACUUGAUGAAAUUUCAAAAAUCGGAGAAGAAGAUAGCAGGGUCCUAGCCCAAACAGUAUUAAACUACCAAACAAUCCCAGUCGAGUACCAAGCAAUUAUUUUUGCAAGAUCAAUCAAUUUUGUCGAUGAAAGUUACUCAGAAUACAUCCAAUUCAUUAUUAAUUCCAAUAAUGAGCUUGCAAUCGGUACAAUGAUCACAGGAAUUACGAAAAUGUUCACGAAAUCGAAUUCAUCUUUAAUUUGGAUACAAAACAUGAUUUUUCAGAACUUCGACCAUCUGAAGACGAUCAACGAUGAAGUCCUCAUUUCAUCUCUGUUCGAAUUCAUUCUCAAUCUCAGAAAAGAUUUCUAUUCAAAAGAAAUCGAAGAAUACAUCAGAGAACAUGUAUAUCUAAACGAUGGAACAAUACAUGUUGGUUCAUUGAUUGUUGCAAAAGCAGGUUUCUUGUGGGAAAGUCUUGGAAAUGACUUAUUAAACUUUCAUUUAACAGUUGAAAACACUUCACAUCGUGUAAAAGUCGGAUCUUUGUUUGUAUUCAAGGUGUUCAUGAGUAAAUGCAGUGAAGAAAGCCAGUUUAAGAGAAUUUUCCAAGUUUGUGUUGAUAUGCUUGAAGAUUCAACAAAUUGUGGCCUCUCCAUCAUCAUGAUCAUUGAACUGAUGUGUCAGGGCCAUGUUUCGAAGGAAGAAAUCAUAAUUUACGAAGAUCUCCUGUUAUCUAUCGUAGAAGAUAAUCCGAGAUGGGAAGAUCUUGCAGAAUUCUUACUAAAUAUUAUUGAGGACAUAGACUAA